UUUUGCAGAAUCAUUAUGGCGUCAGUACUAAGAGAGACAGCGGGACUGUAUGAGACUUUGAAAGCAGAAUGGAAUAAGAAAAAUCCGAACUUGAACAAAUGUGGCGACAUUUUAAGUAAACUUAAGAUCUCCCUGUUGGAGUUAAAUUUCUUGCCAACUUCAGGGACCAAGCUGACCAAACAGCAGCUUAUUUUAGCCCGUGAUGUGCUGGAGAUCGGGGCGCAGUGGAGUAUCCUCAAGAAGGAAAUCCCUUCCUUUGAGAGAUACAUGGCUCAACUCAAGUGCUAUUACUUUGAUUACAAAGAUGAGUUGCCUGAGUCGGCCUACAUGCACCAGUUGCUGGGUCUGAACCUGCUUUUCCUGCUCUCUCAGAACCGUGUGUCUGAGUUUCACACAGAGCUGGAAAGGCUGAGCGCCCGGGACAUCCAGACCAACGUCUACAUCAGGCACCCCGUCUCCCUGGAGCAGUACCUGAUGGAGGGCAGCUACAACAAGGUGUUUCUUGCUAAAGGAAACAUCCCUGCAGAGAGCUACACGUUUUUCAUAGACAUCCUGUUGGACACUAUCCGGGAUGAAAUCGCAGGCUGUAUAGAAAAGGCAUAUGAACAGAUCCAGUUCAAUGAGGCCAUGCGUGUGCUCUUCUUUUCCUCCUCCAAGAAGAUGACGGACUAUGCCAAGAAGAGGGGCUGGACUCAAAGCCCCGAUGGCUACUACUCAUUCAGCACUCAGCAGCAGCGGACAGAGGAAGCAUCCAUCCCCUCCACGGAGCUAGCACAGCAGGUCAUCGAGUACGCUCGGCAGCUGGAAAUGAUCGUGUAGUGUGCUCACACACACACACACACUCUCUCUCACACACACACACACACACACACACACACACACACACA
Molecule: messenger RNA, 887 nt
Organism: Megalops cyprinoides (Indo-Pacific tarpon)
Lineage: Eukaryota; Metazoa; Chordata; Actinopteri; Elopiformes; Megalopidae
Gene: psmd8
Product: proteasome 26S subunit, non-ATPase 8
Exons: 7
Coding region: 16-819 (267 amino acids)
Biological process (GO): proteasome-mediated ubiquitin-dependent protein catabolic process
Cellular component (GO): proteasome regulatory particle; nucleus; cytosol
Source: RefSeq, a predicted model, not a curated record